Etheostoma cragini (Arkansas darter) is the source of this 2474-nucleotide messenger RNA. RefSeq names its product unc-93 homolog B1, TLR signaling regulator (gene unc93b1). The transcript is spliced from 13 exons. Gene Ontology annotation, cellular component: lysosome; endosome. The record is from RefSeq and is a predicted model, not a curated record. NCBI's taxonomy places the organism in Eukaryota, Metazoa, Chordata, Actinopteri, Perciformes, Percidae. The coding region runs from base 193 to 2067 and encodes 624 amino acids. Gene Ontology annotation, biological process: intracellular protein transport; toll-like receptor 3 signaling pathway; toll-like receptor 7 signaling pathway. Gene Ontology annotation, molecular function: Toll-like receptor binding.
GACAUUCAGCGGGCAGCAGAUUGGGUUAGGGAAGUGAAGACUGACUUUCGUUUCCCUCGCGGAACUUAUUAAUACCUGCGCCUUGUACAGCGGAAAGAGGAACCAACAGCUGCUGAAACCAACAGUGACAGAGAGACAGGGGGACAGGGGGACAGAGGUUGUGUUUGUGUCACUCGGGUGGACGCGAGGAACAUGAUGGAGGCCUCUGAUGAAGAGUUGGUCGGGGGUGCUGAUGAGCUUGCAGCACCUCCCAAUGGUGUCAUAAACGAACUGCUGAAUGUGGGGCAGCAAGACAACAUGCAGGGCGAGGUGGAGGAGUUUCUGGGCCCGCAAGCGGAGUACAACGAGGAGGAGGAAGAGAGGAAAUACUACAGAAGGAAGAGGCUGGGAGUCAUCAAGAAUGUUCUUGCAGCCAGUGUGGGAGCCAUGAUUGUGUAUAGUGUGUACAUGGGCCUACUGCAGAUGCAGCUGAUCCUCCAUUAUGAUAUGACCUACCGCGAGGUGAAGUACAGCAACCUCGGCCUGGAAGACAUCGAUCGCAAGAUGCUGAUGGGCAUUAACGUCACGCCCAUUAUUGGCUUGCUGUACACCCCCGUUCUUAUCAGGUUUUUAGGUACUAAGUGGAUGAUGUUCCUGGCUUCGGGAAUCUAUGCACUCUUUGUCUCAACCAAUUACUGGGAGCGGUACUACACCUUGGUUCCAUCAGCCGUAGCUAUUGGCGUGGCCAUUGUGCCUUUCUGGGCCUCCUUGGGAAAUUACAUCACAAGGAUGGCGCAGCAGUAUUAUGAGUACGUUAACUACAAGGCAGAGCAUGUGCAGGAGCAGAAGAAGCUCCCUAAGGGAGCGUGCUACAGAUACAUAAUCAUCUUCCAGUCAGUCUUCAACAUCAUCUUCCAUCUGAGUUUUGUCUUCGCGCAGUUCCCCAUGCGCUUCGUCCUCAACGGCCACCUGAAUGACAACCAACACAUUCUCUUCAACGUCAAAAGCUGCGGAGCAAAUAUCAGUGGAGUGAUCCCCGGCUUCAACACCACCGUGCUUACCAACCUGCCGCGCUCCAUGCUGCUCAUCCAGGUGGAGAGUGUCCUGAUGGGCUUCGCCUUCCUCGCCAUGAUCAUCUUCCUUGUGCUGUGUGGUGCUGCCUACCGGCCGACAGAAGAGAUCGACCUCCGCAGUAUUGGCUGGGGAAACAUCUUCCAGCUGCCCUUCAAACACCUGAGAGACUACCGGCUGCGACUGCUCUGCCCCUUCUUCAUCUACAGCGGAUUUGAAGUGCUGUUUGCCGUCAGCGGAUUCUCCCUGUCCUAUGGCGUCUGCAUUUUGGGCCUGCAAAAACUGUGGCUCCUUAUACUGGUCUACGGCCUCUCCUGCUCCAUCUUUUCGUCCCUCUGCCUUGGCCUCCUGCGCCUUCCACGCUGGGUGUGUCUGAUGGGGGGCGCUGCUGUGCAUGUCGUGCUGCUGGUGGUUCUCCUUUGCUUUUCACUGUGUCCACAUCCAGAUGAGAGAAGUACACAGUAUCUGGGCCCUCUGCUUGUGAUUAUAGCGCUGUGGGGACUCGGAACCGCCCUGAACAAGACGGGCGUUAGCAUUCUGCUCGGUAUGCUGUACGCUGAGGAAAAAGAACGCCUUGACUUUGUCUAUACCAUCUAUCACUGGUGGCAGGCCAUCGCCAUCUUCAUAGUCUACCUAUGGUCCAACCUGCCUAUGAGGGCCAAACUCUCCAUCCUGUUGGCCACUUUAUUGCUGGCCUGCUACUGUUACUGGGUGAUGGAGCGUCGGCUGGCCAGUAAAGUGCCUUUCAGACUGCCUCGCAUCCCUCGGCCACGACACAAGGUCAAAGGCUACCGUUACCUGGAAGAGGACAACUCAGAUGAGUCAGACUCUGAGAAGAGUGAGGAGGAUGACGAAGAGGACGGAGAGCAUGUGGUGGAGGAGAUGGGAGCCGAGGGCGGGGAGGAGGAGGGAGGCCAUGACGCAGAGGUCCAGGGAGCUGACUCACCCACAGCCAGGAGGAGAGGGACUGAGGGUCAGCGCCGCAGACAGGACCACGCUCACGGGAUGGAGGGAUGAGGGAAGAGCAUGAAAAGGAAGGAAAAAGGAGGGAUGAGUGAAGAGCGUGAGGUAGCGUGAGAGAUGAGGAAAAAGAUGGAGGGAAGAUUCUGGACAGAGGGAAGAGAAACAGAGAUGUGCUAGAUGCAUUUGUGCCCAUGAAGUUUUUCAUUCUGUUUUUUUCAGUUCAAUUAAUUCCCAAAAGAAAAAGAAAGGAAAAACCUAACUACCCUAACUCUGCCUAAGUAGUCCCAAGAUAUUUGUUCCUUCUGUCUAAGCAUUGGCGAGUGAAAUAGAUAAGAUGCAAUAAUCAUAAACCUAUAAUAAGUAUUAAUAACAGAAAUAAAAUGAAAGGGGCGCCCGGGUAGCAGUUGGUAGAGCGUUCCCGUAUAAAGAGGUUUACUACUUGACGCAGCGGCCGGGGAUUU